Cricetulus griseus (Chinese hamster) is the source of this 5093-nucleotide messenger RNA. NCBI's taxonomy places the organism in Eukaryota, Metazoa, Chordata, Mammalia, Rodentia, Cricetidae. The record is from RefSeq and is a predicted model, not a curated record.
GCAUACUUUGUCAGCACUCAGCUGUCCUUUGGCAGGAAAACCAAGAAAGGAAAUGGCUGUGAAUUUGCUGGCUGCUCGAGGGACCGAGCCUGUGACAUUCAGGGAUGUGGCUGUGUUCUUCAGCCAGGAUGAGUGGUUGCGUCUGGACUCUGCACAGAGAAGCCUGUACCGGGAGGUGAUGCUGGAGAACUACAGCAACCUGGCCUCACUGGGGAUCCAGGCUUCAAUACCUCGGGUGAUUGGCAAACUGCAGAAAGGACAAGAUCCCUGCAUGGAAAGAGAAGACCUUGAAGACACCUGCUUAGAUUUCCAGAUUUGGCCAGGGGUAGAAGCAUUGCCUCCCAAACAAGACAUUUUUAUCGAAAAAACAUCUCAUGGGCUAAUAAAGCAUGAAUCUACUGAGGGUACUCACUGGAAAACCAACUUUGGAGAAGUUGUGAAAUCUGAGAGCCUAUUAGCACAGGAAGAAGAAAAGAAAGUUCAUGAGCAGGGGGCAGCUUCAUCCAAGGAAACUCUCAGUGAAGAUGGAAAUCCCAUAGACCCUGAGCUGGGGAAAUCAUUGUUUAUAAAUAAAGCACUUGUCUCACAAGACAGUGAUCCCCAAGAAAGGGUACCUAGUAUGUAUGACACUGUGGAGAAAGAUUUACCACAGGAUUUUGAUUUAAUGAGAAGCUUCCAGAUUUACAUGGGAAAAAAACCUUAUGUCUGCAAUGAAUGUGGGAAGGCUUUUAGCCAAAGUCUUCAUCUUCUGGAGCACCAGAGGAUUCACACUGGGGAGAAACCUUACAAGUGUGAUGAGUGUGGGAAAUGCUUCAGCCAUAGAUCUUCCCUUCUGGCUCACCAGAGAACCCACACUGGAGAGAAGCCAUACAAAUGUAGUGAGUGUGAGAAAGCCUUUGGCAGCAGUUCCACACUCAUCAAACACCUGAGGGUGCACACUGGAGAGAAACCUUACCGUUGCCGGGAGUGUGGGAAGGCCUUCAGCCAGUGUUCAACCCUCACUGUGCACCAGAGGAUUCACACUGGAGAGAAGCUCUAUAAGUGUGCUGAGUGUGACAAGGCCUUCAACUGCAGGGCAAAGCUUCACAGACAUCAGAGGAUCCACACAGGUGAGAAACCCUAUAAAUGUGCUGAGUGUGGGAAAGGCUACAGUCAGUUUCCAUCCCUAGCUGAACAUCAGAGACUCCAUACUGGAGAACAGCUUUGCCAGUGCCUACAAUGUGGGAGAACCUUUACACGUGUCUCUACCCUUAUUGAACAUCAGAGAAUUCAUACUGGACAGAAACCAUAUCAAUGCAAUGAAUGUGGGAAGACCUUCAACCAGUACUCAUCCUUCAAUGAACAUCGGAAGAUUCAUACUGGGGAGAAACUUUACACAUGUGAAGAAUGUGGGAAAGCCUUUGGCUGUAAAUCAAACCUUUAUCGACAUCAGAGGAUCCACACUGGAGAGAAACCCUAUCAGUGUAAUCAGUGUGGAAAGGCCUUCAGCCAGUAUUCAUUCCUAACUGAACAUGAGCGAAUCCAUACUGGAGAGAAGCUCUAUAAGUGUAUGGAGUGUGGGAAGGCCUAUAGUUAUAGGUCAAACCUUUGUAGACACAAAAAAGUUCACCUUAAAGAAAGGCUCUAUAAAUGGAAAGAAUACGGAACACCUUUUAUCUAUGGAUCAUCCCUUACUCCAUAUCAGAAAUUUCUGAGAGAAGACAAGCCCGAGAAUUUUAAUUCAUCCGUGUAAUGCAAGACAGCAACCAGAAGAGUAAUAACUAGAGUAUAAAUCCAAAUAGAUUUCAACUUUUGUUAUGUGUACAACAAAUAGUCACUACUAAGUCAUGGACAGUUGAACAGUGAAAAUGCAGAGAAUGGUGAUGGCAGCCAUUUAAGAAUUAUUGCAAAAAAAUUUAAAUAUCAUUUUUUAAAUUCAUAGAAAAAGAAUGAAGGCCUCAUUUAAAAAACAAAACACAUGAGUAACUGUUGCAUAUAAACAUUGUUUCAUGAAUUUUCUUUUCAAGAUAGUCUCUGAAAUAGUUGAUAAUGUGAAGAAGUGUGGGGUCUUAGUCCCUAAAAUGGUGAGCUGGUCUAGGGAGAACUCCUUUUCAUAAAGAGCCACUACAGAGGAAGAUUAUAAUUUGUUGUGUAUCAACAAUAAAGCUCUUUAUGAAGUGCCCCUUAUACAACAUACAUGUGUGUAUGUAUGCAUAUAUAUAUUCAUAUACACAUAUAUGACUCUUACGUAUUUAUGGUCAUGUCAUUUAAUAGUGAGGAUACAGUUUGAAAUGCUUCAUUAGGCAGUUUCCUGUUUAUAGGAACAUCAUUGCACUUGCACAACCCUAGAUGGUCUGGAUCAGCCAAUCAAUGUGAUCUCUUGAGGUGAUUAACAUACCAUACUAUAAAAAAAAUUGAGAUUAUAAUUUCUCCUUUCUCUUUCUCCAUAUGCAUGUAUCCAUACUUUUAUAGCAAUUUUUAUUGGUUUGCUAGUUUAUUUUAGAUAGGGUCUCACUAUGUAGCCUAGGAUGGCCUUGAACUCAUUAUGUAGCCCAGAUUGGCUUUGAACUUGAAGUCUUAUUGCAUCAGCCUCCCACAUACUGGGAUUGCAGUCAUGAGCCAUCAUGCUUGGUGUAAAUUUUAUUAGUAGGAUGUGUAUACUGUAAAAUAAAGAUAAAAAUAUAGUAUAGCCAAUGAGUAAAUUAGUAAUAUAGUUUGUCACCAUCAUCAUAUGUCAUGUACUGUACAUAGUUGUGUGUGCUGCAGUGUCAUCUGGCUGCCGGCACAGCAGGUUUAUUUGCACAAGUGUGUAUUGAUUGUGCCUAAGGUGUUAUGAUGGUUAUAAAGUCAUGACAGCUCUGAUGUCAUUAGACAAGCGGGAUUUUUCCAGGCCAGUUAUAGUCUAAUGAGACCACUGUGAUAUAUGUUGUCUAUCAUUGACCAAAACAUCAUCAUAGGCUGCAUGCACAUACUCACAUAUAUGUGUGUAUGUGUGUGUGCCAAUGUGUAUACUCAGUUUACUAACUUAGAUUUUACUUUUUCAAAUUGAAUGUUUCCCCCAAGGGAAACUUUCUUUUGCUUGCCUGUGUUUGUAGUGGAUCUGGUUCUGUAUAGCCUAAUAGAGUCUUACAGUACUGUAGAAGUUGCCCUGAGCAGACACUGGUGGGCAGACUGUCAUCCAAACAGUAUACUAUAUGUUGUAGAAGGCCGAUGUUGACAGAGUCUUUUGCUAUAAAUCUGUUAGCACAUUAGGACCAGGAGGGAUUUUAAUUUAUAACCUUUCAAGAAUCGAGGUCUUCAGUUCUGAUAAUCUAUGGUAGUUACAGGUUCAUUUCUAUCCUCAUGGCUCAAGAACACUAUUUGUUUUGUAACCUGUUCAAAUGUUAGUGCUAGUGAUGUAAUCAUUUAUCUUUAGAGUUUCCUCUAGCUUUGGUCUUAGUUGUAGAGUUGAGACAUACCUCCUUUUCUUCUGUCUCUGAUUAUACCUGCUUCUAUAAUAGCUACUUAAAUUCUCAAAGCCAAUGGUGGUAUUGCUUUGGUAUGCUUCAAUGUAAGGCUGCCUUUUUAUUACACAACUUCUAAUACUUUUUUUUUCUUCGUAGUGCUGACGACAGAAUCCAGGGCCUUGUACAUGCUUAGGAGGUGCUCUACUGCUGAGCUAUAUCUCCAGCCCUUAGGAUUUAAGUAUAAAGUUAUAGAUGAAUAUUAUAUAUUAAACAAUCUAUUCAUCACCUUAAUAUUUUAAAUCUCCCCUAGUCCUAGUUUCUUACCCAAUUGGUUUGUCAUUUUAGAAAUUACUCUAAACAUUAAUUAGACCCUUCUGUCUGAGGAAAGAAUUAGAAUUAAGCAGGCAUUCGGUGUAAUAUGUUUCUUGAUUAAUUUCUUUUGGCUCAUCAGAGUAGUUUUUUGUGUUUAAGUGUAUUUGUAAGAAAAAUAAGGCUUCAAAUGAACCUCAGAAUUUCUUAUGUCACUGGUAGCCUUGAACAUGCUCAGUGCCCACUUUUUGGUUUGCAAAUGCUAUUCACCAUCAGAAGGAUUCAGGACUCCUUGAAGAAAGACUGGUUGCAUGUUUGGUACCGAGGGAAUAUAAGUGAAUCUAGAGUGUAUUCUUAUGAUAAAACAUCAUUUUAGAAUUACUAAUAUAUUAUAGAUGAACACAGGGACUAAUGAGAAGGUGCAUCCUUUGGUCAAACUUAGGAUACUUCAAACAUCAAAAAUACUCAUGACGGGAUUGGAUGUAAUAUCUUCAAAAGGUUAUGGGAAAAAAGUUUAUAAAAUUAUUUGAAAAAAGCCAUCUUUAAAUAUACACUCAAACAAUAAGCUUAGAAAAAAUCAUUUAAUAACUGCCAUUGUCAUUAAAUCUGGCAAAAAAAAUGAUUGAUGGUAAACCUACUACGUGAAAGAAAAAAUUUAAGAAACAUUGCAUAACCCCAAAGAGCAUAGCUGUGAGUUGCAGAAGAAGCACCUGCUUUCAUAUUGAGCUCUGGCAGGCAGAGUCACCUGCAUGUGAGCAGCAGUCAUUGAGGUUUCUGCCAAGGCCAUAGAAGUACACUAUUAUUUAUGACACACUGCUAAAACCAGUUAGUGAAAGUCUACAGAAAUCUCUUAUCUAGACUUACCUUCCUGUUUACAAAGAAUUGAGAGUAACAAGUUAGAUUAUACAGCAAUAGAGUUUGAGACAUCGGAAAUGAUCAUUGAGCUGUACUUUUCAAAUAGUCAAUAUGUUUGAACAAAACGUGGACUUUUUUUUCCAAGACGCCUGAGAUAGCCACAUGCAAAGUGUGAUCCUUUAUUGAGAAAUAUAGUCAGGAAAGAAACUGUAAAAGACAUUUGGGGGAUAUUUACGGAAAUACAAAGAUGAGAAUAGGUAUUAGAUAAUGUGGUAUGCUUGUGUUUCUUAGAAUAAGUAAGAUACUGAGUUUCUAUUUCCCUGUCAUGUGCAUGCGAAAGUUUUAUGUUGACAAGUCAUAAUGUCUACAGCAUAUUUUAAAUUGAAACUGUAGAAUUGGUCAGUGAUUGUUGAAUCUUUGUGGUGGAAUAGUUUUUCAUUGCUCACCCUUUAAACUUGUCUGUAUGUAUGUUUAAAUAUAAUAAAAGUUGAGGCAAAACACCGA